UUUUAACCCUCUUGAAUUUCAACUUUUAAUUCAUAAAAAAAUGCAUUUUGUAAAUGUCUGCUCAGCAAUGCGUGACAAUGAAAACGUUUCACUGUCACAGCGAGCAGGAAGUCACGACUCGAUGACCAGUGUUGGCUCUUCAAGUGAAAGGCUAUAAUAAAGCGCAGACUAACUGCACGUUGUAAAAACACCACAACACCUAAAUGUGUCAGCAACACUCGUACUGGUUGACACUUAACAGUUAACACCCCGGAGUGGAACUUCCGAGCACUAGCGGCACGACGUACUUUCCCAGUGGGCUGGCGAUAUUUUCACCAAGCUCAGAUGUAAACGUAACCUGUACAGACCCCCUUGUCUUGCUUGACCCACUAACCACAGAUGACUGAAGCUGCUGAAUGUGACUUUGGUGGUGACGCCCCCACAUGAGGGGAUGUGUUUUUCAGGAAGGAUGUGAUGUCAGAGCUCUUACAAUGACACCCUCGUGUGCAGAGGCAGAUUAAAGUGCCCUGCGAGAAAAAGCAGCCCCCAGAGGAGUGCAAAGAACGGUGAUCGCCAUGAUAAACGCUCAUUGUAAAGAGUAUUAGACAAAGUGAAAAUAAGUAGUCCCGGAAUGAAACAAAUUCUGUCACAACUGGCACACUGUUAUCGUUGUUUGACUCACACGGAGGCUGAUGUCAGCCUACAUGUGAUUACACACAUACACUCAUUUACCAGCAGAGUGAAUGUCAUUACUACGGUACUCUACUGUGCUUACCGAUCAAACUGAAAUGUAUUUCCCGAGUCAGUAUGUUAAUAGAGCUAUUGGGGUUUACUCCGCUUCACAGCUGAAUUUAGAGGGAGGUUGCAGGGUAAGUGUGGGAGGUGUUUCUUGCCCAAGGGAUGUGUGGGCAGGUGAGGUGCUGAGUUUUUGACAUCACAGUCUCUGAUGACCUACGUGAGCUCUUACAGUGGGCGAGCCCUUCUACGCUGAAGCUGAAGCCUUAGAAGGUCAAAGGCGAAGUCUGUCAAAUGUCAUUCGUGUAUCAUGAGAUCAUGGUGCGUUAGACAUAAUGUGUGGCUUUGUGUGAAUUGGAGCUGAGUCAGAGGAUGAGACGCACCAACCCCGAGUGAGUAUUUUUUUUUUUUUUUUUGCUUGUCUCAUCAUUAGUAAGCAAAUUUUCCGUUUUCCAAAAGUCCAAAAGCACGUACUGUAAGGAAACACCUUUCAACUGGUUUUUGGGAAUUGUCACGAUGCAAAUCAUCAACAAAAGCCACUUAACAAGGGUAACCUUUAGGCCAGUCACACUUUCAAUUUGGCACAGUGAAGCACAGAAGUCACUGCACUUUUUGUUUCCGUUUCCCUUUCACUGUGAUUACCUAUGACCACCGCUCAUUUGGUCAUGAUAGCAGAUGAUGACAGAAAAGAAUGGGAAAUUUAAAACUUUUCAGUGCCCUUUAGCUUUACUCGUGACUCUGGGCAGUGAUGACUCAUCAACCCACAAUUCACAUUGUGACCUGAUAUUAUGCGCUCAAUAACAAGCUGCUUCCUCCAUUAGAAAUUGUAUGAUAUCUUAAGUUUUCAUUUUUGAUAUCUCUGUUUAUAACUCUUAGUAAUCUCUAUUGUUCCACCAAUGACAGCUAAACAAAAGCAGGAAAGCCCAUCCUUUUACAAUGACAUCAGCUUAAGCUUUGUUUAAUAAACAUACCCAAUAUAACUAUACAACUAUAGUGAAUGAAGCACAUGAAAGAGGCCAGGAAGAUUACAAGUAAAAGAUCAAUUAACCUAUUUCACUUAACAUUUACUUGGGUGUAAUAAGUAAAACUACUCUAGUACAAAAAAAAAAAAAUCCUUUCUGAAAACAUUAAGCAACAUUUGGCCACAGUUAAAGAUCCAGAGAUGUGCCAUCCACACCACGAAAUGCCUCUCUCACUAAAGGAUAAGUUCACCCAAAAAUUAAAAUUCAGUCACUUUCUACUCACCCUCAUGCCGAGGGCAAAUCAAGUGAUGUUUUGUAGUCCACACAAUAUUUCUGGGGCUUCACAGCUAAACGGUAUCCUCCUUAACAAAUGAAGUUGAUGGGGACUUGUUUUUAAAAACUUGAAAAAAACAUUAUAUGGCUCCUACAGCCUGUCUGGCAUAAUCCAGGUCUGUGGACGCCCAGAGAUCACAAACUGAAUUGAAAUUUUGCACCAAAUUAUAUUUAGUUAUGCAUAAUUAGGGGCGUUGCUGCUUUGACAGGUAGCCAUGAGCCAUAUGGUUGGCAUCACCCCAGCUAACAGGGUGCCUACUGUAAUGACAGAGACUUGUUUAUAGUUUUCAUUGACACACCCAGGAGUCAUGGCUUGAACAGGUAUGCAGUAGUGACGCUAAGGUAAAAGUACAUUGUUUUCACUUGAGUUCAUUAACCUAGGUUUACCCUAUAGGACCUAAUUUCAGAAAAACCUUGUACGAUAGUGAACAGAGAGAGACAAAUAAUUUAUUUAAUCCGGUUUGAACUGUGCCAUGAACAACACAUAAGAGGUUUUUCAAUUUUAAAGAUUUACUCAUGAAUGAGCUCAGACCUCCACAUUCUAUUUGUCAUCUACUUCUGCUGUUCAGCAGAACGUUGCAGUGCUGCUGUCAGCAAUAAGCUCCAGAAAACAUUCAUUUAUUGCAUUAUUUUUUUUUUUCUAACACACCCACUGAACUUUGGUUGCCAGCAUGUAAGUGGUGAGUCUGAAUUAAGGUCAAAGCAGAUGCCGUUCUCACUUAAGUCCCUUCAUCUAGACAGGUUUGAACAAGUCCAUGCUGUUAUCUAAUAUUUACAGGAUCUACUUCUUAGUAAGAGUCACUUGCGCGAAUUCCACAAGACUAUCUGGUUACCAAUUAAAUGUACAAAGUGGACCUGAUGUGACAGAUACAACAAAGAAAACAAAAAGAUAAGGGAGGUGGCACAAAAGCAGCAGUUGGGUAGAGGGAAGAGAGCUAAAUAUUGUAACCAGGCUUGUUCUUAAUGUUCUUUAUUUUAUUUUGCUGGUUAAACAACUCCUGCAUCUUGCCAUUUUGAUAUUUCUAAUCUUGCUGUGUUUGCUUUCACACUAAAUAAAAAAUAAGUUAUAUCUUUGUAAAAAAAAAAAAAAAUUGUUAGCAAACAAUUUAUAUUUAUGAUUUUAUAGUUCACAGCGACAGUUUGUUGACAGUUUAUGUUUUUUUUAUGUUGGGUUAUUUUCCAUGCUACUCAUCUGAAUCUGAUCAAUAUUAAUGAAGUCACUCUUAGUCACGCCCCCCAGUUUCAGAAGUAUGGGUAUGAAAAAGCAUGCUCAGCUGGCUGUGUGGUGAGUAAGUUUGAGCGCACUGAGCCCACAACAGCACAGAGAGACUACUUCACAUGACAUUACUCAUUUUUUCAACUUCAUGACAUUACUGCUGAGUGGCUCUAACUUGAGAAGAAUAUAAAUGGUGCUUGUUUACUGAGGACUACAGCUUCAGAUUUAGAAAUAACAAAAAGGAUUAAAAUAAUUUAGGUGCCUGGGAUAUUUUCUUGAACUUGGAUUACCUCACAUUUGCCCUGAGGCUGGGAAGUUGACAACAGUAUGGCUGUGAUCCUUUGGGUGCUGGGUGUCUCUCUGCUCAUGCAGGUAUGUUUGUGCCGUCCUGGACAAACUGCCAUUGGCUGCAUGACAUGGAGACAAAGUGGAGACAAUGUUUGCUGUGAAGCCUGUCAUCCUGGAAACCGCCUGGUCAGUGAAUGUGGUCCAAAGCCACAGGACCUUUGUAAACCUUGUGAGCCAGACACAUAUACAGUGGAUCCUCUACGCCUCAGUUGUUCGAGAUGUAACCAGUGUGUAGGUGCCCAUGUCCUACUGAAAGAAUGCACAACCAUGACUGACACACAGUGUGGCUGUAAAGAAGGACUCAUCUGUGGUGAUCCCUCCUGUACCUUCUGUGUCAUGAAGUGUAACAAAGGUCAGGAACCCACGAAGGAUCGUUCAUGCAGACCAUGUCCGGAGGGAACCUUCAAUGACCAAAUUCACCAGAAGUGCAAACCUUGGAGUACCAAGUGUCCCAAACCGGAUGAUAAGAUCGUGGCCAAGGGAAAUGCAACCUCUGACAUCAAGUGUGACUCUGGACCGACUGAUGACCCUAAACCUUCAAAAGGACCUGCUCCCCCAGAACAGGCAUGGCCGUUGGUCUUAUCCGUGAUUACCAGCGUAGUCUUCGGCCUCACCAUCGUGAUCAUUGUUGUGACCCUGAAAAUCCACCAGAAAAGAAAAACGCGCAAAAUUGCAACAUCGAAAAAGCCGAUAAUCGUGAACCCUACAGCUUCUUCAGAUGACCCUCAGACAUUAAUUGCAAUUGAGUGCAGUUUCCAUGAGGCCCAGCAAGAGCAGGGGAGCAGCUCAGAGUCACUCGCCUCCAAGGACUCCUCCGAGCAGCUUAUUGGAUGACGACCCUGAAACACCUGUGGAGGUUCCAUUGAAUUUGGUGAAAGGGAAAAGAAAGGAAAAAAAACAAACAAAAAACAAGGAUUUCCGGAAUACGAUAGGGCCUUUCUUUGUGAUACAAAGUUUUGAGGAUGUCCUUGCUCGACUCAAAGUGCAACAAAAGGAGCACUUUGUUCACCCAGCUGUCUUUUAUCCACCCUCUUUUAUAUGAAUAAGCAAAGCAACUGUGAGAAUACUGAUGGGUUGAAUAUGAGGUAGCAUCGUGUUGUGAAAUUACCAGGAUACAAUUCUAGCAAUCUCUUGAUAACACAGUGAAUAGACACAGGGGAGGAAGGGGAAUUCUGAGAGGGGAAAAAACAAAGUGGACUUACAACAGCCUAUUCAUCAUGUAAAUUAUAGCCAUCAUGGAGGCUGUGUUUUUUCCCUGGCAUUAAUCUUGACAGUCCUCAAAUAUCUGACAGGCUUUGAAUUAUAUGGUUGAAUUAAUUGAUCAAGAUCAUAGCCUUUAGAAGCCACUGGAAACAAAUUUGUUUUUCUUUUUAAGUUCUUCCGUUUUUUUAGUUUUUUUUUUUCAAGUAGUUGAACUUUGGCCAAUACACUGUUAAAUAAUACUGUGAUGCAUGAAUGAGUGGGAGAGAGUUUCAUAUCUCUGCACAUUUGCAUGUCUGAGCGGUAAAGCUGCUCUGUGUGGAUGUACAGUGCAAGCGCGGGAGGGUGUUCAGCUGUGUCUGACGUCAGCUUUCAGCCAUGUCCAUUGCUGAGCCCACAUACGACUCCUAAAAUAGAAUACGAGAUUCAUUUAACUCAGGCUCCAAUUCUCCAACUAGUGUUUACUGCUGAAAUUGUAUAUUUAUGACCAGGUUAUGUUGCAGCAACCAAACUGGAACAAUGAUGUCUUAUAUGUGACUUUUUUAUGGUGAAACAGGAUUUAUCAGUGGAUAGCUUGUUACUUUUUUUGUAUGUUAUGGUUUAUUAUUUAAAUGUUUUUGAUUGUAGACUACUUGUGAUAUAUUGUGAAAAUAGUAGUGCACAGAAGACACUAGCUUUGUGUACUAUUGUAAAUGUCAGGCGACAAUCAGACUGAAGAGAGUGUGGUAUAUAACCUCCUCCACCCUACUACCAGGAACUACAUGGACUUUCCUGCUCUUGUUUUAUUGGUGUCAAAAAGUCCAAUGAAGGGACCUUCCCUUUUUGUUACAAGCUAAUUCUACACCAUGUUAUGAUAAAGGGAGCCUACAGUACAGUACAGAAUCUGCCCAUCUACACUAUUGUAGAUAAGAGCUGGUUCUGGUUCAGUAGCGUUCAUCUCAAGUUGAGGCAUGCCCCCUGAGAGCUUGGCAAACACCGAGAGUAAUCUUUGGAUAAAAUGGCAGAUCAUUUUGUUACUCAUGUGCUUUGAAUGGAUUGCCAAGAUUCCUAUUAAGUGCAUCACAUGAAUACCUUGGGGAAAAGAACAUGACAGAAAGCAGCUGUUUGAUAAAACAAUAUUCAAGGGUCAUGUGGAAACCCCCCUGUACUCAGUCCUGUACUCCUUAUUGUUGUGAAUAUCAUUUAGUACAGUGUAGUAGGCAGCAAGAUGAGACCAAGUGGAACUUUUUUUUUUUUUUUUUAAAAAACAUGUCUUUUAUGAACUGUAGCAGGCCUAUCUUGACAUGGAAGAUCUGAGUCAUGCGCUGUGUGGGCUCAGGGUUGAAAAUGUUAGCCCACACCUAUAGUCACUAUAUCGGUGCGUUGGUAUGAGUCACAGCUCAAGAAGUCUGUUAAAAGACCACAAGGUUCAGGUACUGCCUUGAGCAGAGAAGCCAAAGUAUGAUCAUUAAACAUUUUCAUGAGAACUGCAGCACUUUAUUUUACCUGUCAAUGGUUACCUGAAGCACUGGUUUGUUGAGGUGAAUUUAUCCUUCUGCCUUUGAUGUUUAUACAUGACUUUUGUUUUUUUAUAGCGGUUUUCUUUGUACUUUAUUUUAAUGACUUUUCAAAAUGGCCAAUAAAAAAAGGAUUUGUUUUAUUUUUA
Molecule: messenger RNA, 6418 nt
Organism: Acanthopagrus latus (yellowfin seabream)
Lineage: Eukaryota; Metazoa; Chordata; Actinopteri; Spariformes; Sparidae
Gene: tnfrsf9a
Product: tumor necrosis factor receptor superfamily, member 9a
Exons: 7
Coding region: 3553-4407 (284 amino acids)
Biological process (GO): regulation of cell population proliferation
Cellular component (GO): external side of plasma membrane
Molecular function (GO): cytokine binding; signaling receptor activity
Source: RefSeq, a predicted model, not a curated record